Messenger RNA from Laetiporus sulphureus 93-53, 454 nucleotides. RefSeq lists its product as uncharacterized. The transcript has a single exon. Bases 76 to 309 code for a protein of 77 amino acids. The record is from RefSeq and is a predicted model, not a curated record. Lineage: Eukaryota; Fungi; Basidiomycota; Agaricomycetes; Polyporales; Laetiporaceae.
UUGUCUGGAUAGGGACGAGGAUGGAUUCCUGUAUGUCAGCUACUCAGGGGAGAACACGUUCGGCCUGCAACUGCAAUGAAGGAGUAUCGCUUUAUUCCCCCGCACGCUUGUUCAGUCGCAGCCCUACGGCCUCCUCGUGCACUCUCACAGCAUGGACGUUGUGUGUUGACGGAAGGUGCUGCAAAGUGUAGUCUCGAUUUUCACUCAUUCGAUAUCUUGCCCCGAAUCGUCGUCCUUCUGUUGUCCUCUUUGUGUUCUAUCCUCUUCCAGGCUAUCAGUCUCGCGCUCGAGCUUUCCUGCCUUGCCUAAAUAUUGGUAUACAGGAAUCUCGUUGUAUUUAUAUAAUUCGGUCGGCAUCUACCAUCUCAGCAGAAUGCAAUGCGAAUGUGUAUAUAUAUAUACCCUUGCGUUUUCGCCUUCGGCUGACACCCGAUCGGCCAAUCUCCAGGAUACG